Guillardia theta CCMP2712 is the source of this 624-nucleotide messenger RNA. RefSeq lists its product as hypothetical. Lineage: Eukaryota; Cryptophyceae; Pyrenomonadales; Geminigeraceae. The transcript has 3 exons. The record is from RefSeq and is a predicted model, not a curated record. Gene Ontology annotation, molecular function: protein binding. Bases 1 to 624 code for a protein of 207 amino acids.
AUGUGCUUGUCUGAGGACGAGAGGAGACUUCUGUGGGAGAAGAUAGAGGAUCUCGACUCCGAGAUGAAUGUGGCGGUAUCUGAAGAGAACUACUCGCGGGCAGCAGAGCUGAGGGAUGAGAUCGCCCGCCUGAAAUCGACAGACCCCUACUCCAACGCGGAGGCAGAGCUCUCCAUCGCCGUAGCAAACGAACGCUACGAGGAAGCGGCGGCGCUGAGGAAGAAGAUGAAGGAGCUCGCUCUAGCUACUCCUAUCACCCAACCUGCUGACUCGCUCGGCAUCAAAGCCAACAGCGAUACAGUGACGAGGGGGGUGCGCAUUCAGACGGUGGGCUUCUACCUGCCUGACCCGAGCUCUCCCUCCGAUGGGCGUUUCAUGUUCGGUUACAAUGUCACGAUCACCAACCUCAACAACGAGACCUGCCAGCUCCUCUCCCGUACUUGGCUGAUCAAAACGCGGGUGACGCCCUCCGACUCCAAGACUCAAGUUGUAAGUGGCUCCGGUGUGAUCGGGCGGCAGCCGGUGCUGGGGCCGAACGAGAGUUUCACGUAUUCUUCAUUGUGCCCUCUGUCUCUGGACGAGAGCUACCUCAGGAACCUCCCACAAGACAGAGUAAGAAACUGA